AUCAUGGAAGAGUCAGCCGGUUCAACAUCUCAAGGUCAAAUGUUUGGGAUGGAGCAAUCCGAGGUUUCAAGCGUGCAACCUAUUCAGAAACCUGUGACAUGCUGGUCAGAUUUACUGAUGAUGCUGGUGUUUUUGAAGAUGGAAUUGAUGCAGGUGGUCCUAGACGAGAGUUUCUAACUCUAUUAAUGAAACAUCUAAAAGAUCGGCCAAUUUUUGAUGGACCAGCAGGACAACGUUUCUUGGUCUACAAUGCAAACGAUUGAGAAUGCUGCUUCUGUGGAGGCUCUGCAAGACUGUACUCUGAGGCAUAGCACAAUGUUACAGACAGCUGGCUGUCUGAGACAUGUGGCAGCUCUUGAAGAAAAGAAAACAGUUGUGUCAGACUAUCUCCGAUGGUAUAUUAUUGACCGCAACAUGUGUGUAAUCGACAGAUUUAAGGAAGGUCUUUCAGCCCUUCAGUUUUUAACUGCACUGCAGCAGUACCCUACAUUGCUGGCCCCUGUCCUGUGCUACUCAGAAAAGAAACUUACUGCUCUUGAACUUGAGAGACUUUUCAAACAUGACCUCAGUCCAUCAGGAAGCAACAGAAGGCUCAGAGAAGGACAAACCCUGGGUUACUGGGCAGACUAUCUCCUUGAUUGUGAAGAAGGCCAGGCUGCUCUGUGUGUGGAAGAUGUUUUAAUGUUUGCAACUGGACUAACUUCACUUCCCCCCUCUGGAUUGGAACCACUGCCAAAAAUCGAGUUUCUGGAUGAUUCACCAUUCCCAAUGGCAAAUACAUGUUCAAACACAUUAAAAUUACCACUCCUAGAUUCUUACAAUGUGUUUAAAUCACGUAUGGAUUUUGGAAUUCAGAAUUCCCCAGGAUUUGGCUGUUUUUAAAAUGUGUGAUCAGUUUGUAGAUAUGAGCUGGGGAAAAGCAUGUUUUGGUUAGGUCUAUAUGCACGUGUGAACAUGUUCUUGUUCAUGUUAGGUUACAUUUGGACAGAUUUAUUAAAGUCCUGAUAUCUCAAAGAGGUAAUAGGAAAAGAAAUACAGAUAAAGAGUUAAUGUUUAUUUUCCAUUU
Trichomycterus rosablanca is the source of this 1066-nucleotide messenger RNA. Its product is annotated as G2/M phase-specific E3 ubiquitin-protein ligase-like. Gene Ontology annotation, molecular function: ubiquitin-protein transferase activity. Bases 217 to 882 code for a protein of 221 amino acids. The transcript is spliced from 4 exons. Lineage: Eukaryota; Metazoa; Chordata; Actinopteri; Siluriformes; Trichomycteridae. The record is from RefSeq and is a predicted model, not a curated record.